AUGCCAUCCGCUAGUCGCAAAGCUCAGCUUGGCCUUGGGCGCGAGAUCGUCUCGAAAUGUCACGCGGACACCCAACCAGCAAACCAACAUCUUGACUUCAUUCAGAGGCGUCUCGAAGAACUUGACUCAGAAGGUUUUAUUUGGUCAAAGGAUUCAAUGCUUAGUAUCUUUCUUCAACUCGGGCUAUCGGAAACCCCACCAAGCUUUUUCUCAUCAGUCAAUAAUAUAAUCGAAUCUCGGGUUUGUCAAGGACUUGAAGUCUCCUCUGAUGAAGUUAAAGACAUGAUACAAAGUGAAGAGUUGCUACAUACAGCUCGUCCUCUGGGCCUCAUGGACUUACCUACUGAAGUCUUUGACAAGAUACUCGAGACACUUGAUUGCAUAGCUACCCUUGAAGCUCGGGAUAUUCACGCAGAAAGGUCCAAAGGAAUGGUGUCAAUCACAGGUCCAGGUGAACAGGAGCCAUACAGGACCUACUUGCACCGAAACCCGCCAAUAUUGAAUACUAUUCAAACCUUUUCACUUACUUCUCGUAAGAUACAUCAUCUAUGUCGACCGUGGUUGUGGCGAAAACUUCGGUUUCCUACUUCUCUUCCAGCGCCAAUGGAUCUAUGGACUGAAGAUAUUCUCCUUAGACAAGGCUCCUACGUCCAAUCUUUAUCCAUCACACUAUCCCCAAACUGCAGUAAACCUCUGGAUGAAACUGUACAGCAUGAUUCCUUCUACGAUAAUCUUAUUCCAGGUGACUACAAAGUAGAAGACGUAUCUCCAAAGAAUGUAAGGGAAUUGAUAAAUAGAUGCCCCAACCUGUCUACACUGGAUAUCAAAUAUGAUUACCACGAAGCCCCCGAGGACGCGGGUGGAACUGAAACUUUUCUAUUAGGCCUAAUACCACUACUAUCAAGUCUCAAACAACUUCGCCAUUUGGCCGUACAAGGUCGAUAUAAGCAGAAAAACAUGAAUGCUUUCCCAACAGAUGUCGUCGCUAGUCUACCUUUGCUAGAAUCGUUUGACUUUGCUGGACUUGCAGCAUAUGCAGGUCAACCAAAACUUGGUGAUGGUUCUUUUGGGCUCAACCUAUCAAAACUGAAAUUUUUAUCCCGACUACAUUUAUGGUUCAUUGAUGAUAUAGAUGCAAAUUGGUGUCUCUACAGUUGGCCAAGGACAAUUACUGAGCUCACAAUUCACCAAUGUGACAAUUUAUUGCCGAGUUCAGCAAAUCAGAUAAUUCAUCACAUUGCACCUUACUUAACGAAGCUCAGGCUUGAAUUUGGCAACAAGCAAGGUGAUGACAGCUGGGAAACAGAUCCCAGCUGGAGUCCUCAAAGUUGUUUUUCUCUUCCAUUUUUAAUCGACUUGGCGCUUACAACCCGGAAUGCGGACUUACUUUAUGGAUUUCAAGACUGUAAAUCUCUAAGUUGUCUUGAAUGGAAUUACAGGACAUCAACACAAUUCCGGACUCUGGAAACGAUUGUGUCCAAAAAUACUUGGCCUCAGCUACGGAAACUGGUUGUAAUACCUUAUCGUAGUUUUAUCUUACCCAGUAAUUUAGAUCCGCGAUAUCAAGAAAUAAGGUAUCAAGUAAUUUCGUUGCAAAAAUAUUGCAAAGUAGCCAAUAUGACAGUGACCACAGAGCUACCUUACUUGUUUAGCUUCUAG
Molecule: messenger RNA, 1659 nt
Organism: Melampsora larici-populina 98AG31
Lineage: Eukaryota; Fungi; Basidiomycota; Pucciniomycetes; Pucciniales; Melampsoraceae
Exons: 2
Coding region: 1-1659 (552 amino acids)
Molecular function (GO): protein binding
Source: RefSeq, a predicted model, not a curated record